GUGAUCAGUGAAGAGUGAGUUUAAUAUUGACUAUUUAAUAUUGAACAGAGAACAGUGAACUCGCAUUCAAGUCGCUGGACUGAACUCUCCAUCGGGAUUAAACACGGACGCUGUUCUUCAUCGUCACAUGGAACUGGACGGUGAUCUGGGACCAGUGCAGCUUGACUCCCAGUAAAGUCACUGGGCUGGGCUCUACAUCGGGAUCAGUCACAGACGCGGUUCUUCAUCGGUGGUGACUCUACAACUGCAACAUGCAGCCGGUAGGCUUAUCGAGCACAGGGGAACUCUUUGAUUCUCUGAAGGUGUAUCUGAACAACAAGAAGAGACUACAACCCAUCAUUGGCCUGGGCAGCAUUAUAGAGUGUGUGAAGGUGGGGGCGCGCUGCAGAGAAGCAUCGUACCUGUGCGAUGUGUGUGUGUGUCGACUGAGUAAAGCCGACAUGCGAAACCACAUCAUGGGAAGUCUCCACAGAUACAACUACAUUAAAGCCUGGCACCCCCAUCUAGUGAGUGAAUGGAAGGAGAAGUCUGACCUGUCGAGGCUGGCCUGGCCGCUGAUGGAGAUCGCCAAGAAAAUCGAGGAAAAAGAGGGGAGUGGAGAGGUCCAGGUAUGUUCUGUUUAUGUCAGACUGCGUAUAUGUUUGUUUCUGUUUGCAAACAGGUGCGUUUGGAUGAAUUCUCACAUGUUUUUGCACCUUGACAUGAAGUUAAUAGAGGUUGAAAACGUUCUAUACCAGAAGAUGGCAACACUCAGCGAGAAUGAUGCAGUAUCUCUGAUAAAAACUGUAAGAGAUUGGCAAGGUGGACCUGAGAGGGACUCUCAGGCUACAUCUGGUCAGCUGGAGCAACAUUCCGUCCAAUCACAGAGGAUUGUGUUGCUCGGUCGCAGCCAACUGCCCACGAGCGAGAGAUCCCUCGAUGCUGAUGUGAUCUCGGAUAAGAUGUCAACACAGACCAACAAUCCUUAUCCGAUGCAUUCAACUGCAGCUCCUACUACUGAGUCAGAGGGCUGGUUAAGAAACACCUCAACGCCACACUCAAACAACACUGAACCAUCGGUGCUCUCAGAGAACAGCAGCAGCUUUCUUCAUGGCUACAGAGGAACCAAGCCUCUUAUUGGUCUGGGCCGCGUGGUUGAGUGCAGGAUAGACACUGGCUGCUCCUUCCUUUUCUUAUGCCACUGCUGCCGCAUCCGAUCGACCAAAAGGGACAUCAUUGAUCACCUGACCGGCUCUUCCCACCUCAUCAACUACUUGAUGGAAACUUAUCCUGAGCAGGUGGAAGCAUCGACUGCAGAUAUUAAUGAGAACUUUCUCCGAUCACUGGCCAAAAAAGUGGAGCGAGAGGAAGGCAGAGGAGAGCUGAAGGUGAUAAACGCACCAGAAUCACUCUGUAUCCAACUGACUGGCAGAAGUUACCACUGGUGUAUGAGGAUGCUGUGUAACAGAUGGGAUACAAGCACCCAAAAAAACAAAUUAACUGUCAGAGGGCAUAGUGUGAACAAGACCUCGGUUGAGGGCGUGACGGUGAAACAUUCUGCCGUUCUGUCAAAUUGGGGGAAAAGGACGAAGACAAAGAGGAAGAAGGGGAAAGUGGCUAAUACUUUAUUUACGGUAAGCCUGCCUCUUACCGAGGGUCCAGUGGUGCUGCAGAGGACAUCUUUCAGCAAGGACAUCCUCCCGGUGUCCUGUUCACCACCACCGGCCUCAGACCUCUUCUCAUCACCCAAGUCCGACACUGAUGAUGGGAACGCUGGAUCGUUUGCCGUUGACCAUGCUCAACACGACCUCUACAGUGGAGGUGCAGAGACCGGUCAGUACAUGGCAGGGGAGCAAAACUGCACAGUCACUUUGUAUCAAAUGGUGGAAGGUUAUUCCAGGGAUAAUGAACACUUAGGCCAGUACAAAGACACAACUGAGAGAGAAGAUCACAAUGAUUAUUGGGAAAAGAAUCACAAUAGACACCACGGUUCUCAAGAGGGAACAAGAGGGAACUUUGAUGAAGAGAUGGCAACAGAAUAUCGACACAAACACACUGAGGAGCUGCCGCCUGCCAUGCCCCACACUUACAUUCCCUGCUCACCUGAGAUGGGUUACGCUGAACAGUGGUAUCACCAACAACUGCUCCAAAAUCCUCACAUUGCACCAGAUCAUACAAGUCUCAUGAUGGCCGCUGUGGGGCAUGGUGGUAGAGUGGCUCCUCGUUCAGACGCUGCUUGGAUCAACACGUGUCCUCAGUUAGGAGACGUCCUUUCCUACAGUGGCAGUUUCGCACCAGAGAGUAGCGUGUGCUCUCUUGGGACUGAGCAGAGACAAGUGCCAACAUACUUUGAGUUCACCGCUGGCAAUGUCCAGAUAACUCCACAAAGUUAUAUGACGCCUCCUCUGGCCUAUCACGGUGUCCAAACAGGCCACGGGGCGAUGUCUGACCCCAGCUACGGCUAUGGACAGACAACUAAACCUGACUGCUACUUUCCCUAUCCAGACAGCAGCAGCAGCGGUGGUGGGGACAUGUCCUGGUCAAAUGCUUCCAUCCCACCCGUGCCCUCUCUGUAUUAUGGAACCAACUCUGAUUCAAAUUUCAGAGGCACCGGUCGGAGGGUUGAUGAUUUCCAGGGGUGGCGCUAGAACAACUCCAAUGGUCCCACAUGGCUUCUAAUUGUGCUGUCUUAUUAUGCUCACAUAUAAAAUACAAUACGAAGGAUGUUUGCCUCUGAGUUUAGAAAUCAGACUUUUGACUUUUUGACUCACAAUCAGUAUUAUUCUGUUAUUUUUGACAUAUUUUCUUUGACGUGUUUUUAAAAAGCGUUAUGGGGAAGAUUUGUAUUUUUUUUUUUAUUUAGGAAAGAUAUUUGUCUUAAACCUUUUGUUAUUCUUCUUUGAGUAUUGUCAACAUGAUUUCAGCUAUGAAGACAGGAUCAAAGAUAAGGUAUAAAAACACUGUAUAAUUUAUUUGCUGUAUUUUUAGGUCUCAUAUAUCCUAACCAGAUGGAGGUGAGAGACAUUUCAGUGUUUUCAUUCCUUUGAGUUCUGAGCCAAAGCAGCAGAGUGAUAAAAAGAGAGAAACUGUAAUCGAGUGUCACUAUUAGGGGCGGCUGUGGCUGAGGGGUAGAGUGGUCGUCCUCCAACCUGAAGGUCGGCGGUUCGAUCCCCAGUCUGAACCAUCUGCAUGCUGAAGUGUCCUUGGGCAAGAUGCUGAACCCUCAAUAGCCCCCCAUAGAAUAACAAAGUGCUGCAAGUAGAUGCACUGUAUGAAUGUGUGUGUGACUGGGUGAAUGUGAAACUGUACUGUAAAGCGCUUUGAGAGGUCUUCAUCAGACUAGAAAAGCGCUAUAUAAAUACAAAUCCAUUUACCAUUUACUAAAUACAUUGAAAAAACACCCACAUUUUUCCCCCUAGUGGAUCAUUAUACCAGUGUGACUUCAUGAAUGUUUAAACUGAGCCUGAAUAACUCGGAAGUAUUGUCUUUAGAAUCCAUCAAAUGUGUGGUGGCUCACUUUGAGUUUGUGCUCCAGUAAUUUUUUCUACUUUUGUUUAAAAAAGCUGAAGCCUGUCAUGAAAUGUGAAAUGUCCUGCUAAACCAGCUGAAUAAAGAACCUGAGAUUA
Molecule: messenger RNA, 3605 nt
Organism: Limanda limanda (common dab)
Lineage: Eukaryota; Metazoa; Chordata; Actinopteri; Pleuronectiformes; Pleuronectidae
Exons: 12
Coding region: 252-2627 (791 amino acids)
Cellular component (GO): precatalytic spliceosome
Molecular function (GO): double-stranded RNA binding; single-stranded RNA binding
Source: RefSeq, a predicted model, not a curated record